GCCAUCUUGGCGGCAGAGCGAUGAGCGGGUCUAAUUCGAAGGCUGCGGCCGUGGGGUCGGCCGUUGGGCCCGGGGGGCUGGUAACUGGCAAGGAAGACAAGAAGAAGGCGGGCGGCGGCGUCCUAAACAGGCUCAAGGCGCGGCGGCAGGCGCCCCACCACGCGGCAGACGACGGCAUCGGGGCAGCGGUCACGGAGCAGGAGCUGCUGGCUCUGGACACCAUCCGGCCCGAGCACGUCCUGCGCCUCAGCCGGGUCACCGAGAAUUAUUUAUGUAAACCCGAAGACAACGUCUACAGUAUUGAUUUUACCCGCUUCAAAAUUCGAGAUUUGGAGACAGGGACAGUGCUGUUUGAGAUUGCCAAACCUUGUGUUUCAGGCCAGGAGGAAGAAGAGGACGAGGAAGGGGAAGCAGGCGGGGAUGUGGACGUCAGCGCCGGCCGCUUCGUCCGCUACCAGUUCACACCGGCGUUUCUCCGCCUCCGCACCGUGGGUGCCACGGUGGAGUUCACGGUGGGAGACAAACCUGUGUCUAACUUCCGGAUGAUCGAGCGGCACUACUUUCGGGAACGCCUGCUGAAAAAUUUCGACUUUGAUUUCGGCUUCUGCAUCCCCAGCAGCAGGAACACUUGCGAGCACAUCUAUGAGUUUCCCCAACUUUCUGAGGAUGUCAUUCGUCUGAUGAUUGAAAAUCCCUAUGAGACCCGUUCUGACAGCUUUUACUUCGUCGACAACAAGCUGAUAAUGCACAACAAGGCCGACUAUGCCUAUAACGGGGGCCAGUAGCAGCGGCUGGAACGGGCGGGGAGGCGCCUUGCCGUGGCCCGAGGCCCCGGUGCACGGAGGUGGUUGAAGCUGUUGUCUGCCGACACGUGUCUGGGACCUGGCCCCAGGCAGCCGAGGCUGGGGUGGCAGUUUCCUGUGCUCCAGGAGAGGUGCCAGGCAGUGCUGUGUCUCUCUCCCCCCCGUAUUUUUUCCUCCCUUUGCCCCCUGCCCCUUAGGUCGCAGAAGUUGUAAAUCUUAGAAUAAGACUCCUGGAAUCCAGAUAGAAAGAAAGUUUAUUUUCCCGGCUCCUCCAGGAUGUCCUGAUGAGCCUGGGUCCCUGCAGGCACAGCUGUACCAGGGAGAGAAGGCUCUUCUGUAGGUUCAGGGCCCUCUGCGAAGCUGAGACUCCUCCCUCACCGGCAGGGCCGCCAUCAGCACACUCUGACGUCAGCCUGAGUAUCGUCCUUAACCUCCUGGAGAGGACCCUGAGCCGAGCGGAGGGGAGGAUGGGGCCAGGAGUUGAGGCUCGGGGGUGGGCAAAGCUGCCGAGCCUAGGGAGCCGCUUACCUGUCUGACUUCCGGGAUCUUGGCUGCUCCUCCUGGGGCACCCCCGAGGUUUCAGCCUGGCUGUGCCUUCCUGUUCUCCUUCCAGACAGAAGACGGCUUGCUCUGCUUUUCCUAGCUCCUACCUUUUGAGUUUCUCCUGAAAUCGAAUGUGUCCGUUUUCGCUCUGGGAACCGUAGUGUCGCUCGAGGCUAGCACAGGCCUCGUUGUUUUGUAUUUUUAUUUCUAGGCUUCUUGUGGGGAGGUUUUACAAAGUGUCAGGGGUGCUCCCAGCGUACGUGAUGUGUGGCUAGACUUCUCCGAGUACUGAUUAGGCUCCUGCGGCUCCUCUGGCCCUUGUCCCCUCUGCUUUUGUAUUGAAGCUGCUCUGGAACCAUCCUAGCUGGUCCCACCUAAGUAAGGCAAAUUCUGGUCCUGUGGACCGCUAGUUGGAAUGGUCGCAGUGUUGGGAAAGGGGGAAAUGGGCUGAGGAGGCCUGGCAGAGACAUGUGUUCUCCAAAACGUGUCUCUUUGCACUUCCCUCAGGCCCUCAUUGGGCGGACUCUCCCCGCCUCAGCUCCCUACCGCUGUCUAUGUGGGCGGAUGUAGGUGCUCAGGCCAAACUCCUGCCCUUCUGAUGAGAUUGUCGCCGUGGCCAGGGCUCAGCAUUCAUAGGAAGGUCGCAGUAGGAAGCACCCAGGCACGUGGUGCCUCUGACAGGAGCGCUGUCUCCCGUGUUGGGGCGAAAGGCCGGGUGGGGCCAGGAGAGGCGGACCUGGCCUUCGCUGCCCUGUGCUGCACCCUGUUUGGUUUCUAGAGCGUGAGUGGCCUUCAGCUUUGGUCCAGCGCUUUGUGCCAGGCCAGAGUCUGGGCUGUGCCAGAGGCUGGCAGCUCUCUCACUGAGAGAACCCUGGUUCAUCCUGGGUGCUGGCCCUGGACCCAGCCCCCAAGGGAGGAAGAAACCGGGCUCCCUGCAGGGCAGGCUGCUCACCCCAGACCCGAUGAGCCCCAGAACUGGAGUUGGCUGCAAAUCCAGGUGCCUUCGGCGUGGCUCCUUCCCGUCCCUGGCGGACCGACAUCAGCACUGCCUCUUCACUUUCUCUCUCUCACUGGGGCACCUUCAGCAGAUCUGUGUUCGUUGGGCUUCGGAGUAACCCCUUCUCUCUGUGACAAGCCCAGUCGGGAGAGUUUCUGCUAUUUGAUGUUUUAAUUACUAUCUAGGAAAUGGUUUGGAGCUGCCCAGAGCUCUGCUCAGGAGACCGUGUCCCAGGCAGACCCCGUCUUGUGGGCUCGUGGGCUGUCCCUCGCCUGCAGUGUUAGCGGUUGCUGGGAGGAGGGCAGGAGUGGGGGAGGAGGCCGGUGUUCUGGCUUGAAGAGUGCUGCACCCUGUUCCCAAGAACUUGCCUUAGUCUCACUGGAGACCACUAUGAGGCCGAGCGCCCGCUCUGUGCUCGGUGGCAUAGGGAUUGGUCCCCUUCUGCACUUGAAGGUCUGGUGUCUGUACCUGGGACUCCAGAUUCUUGUGUCCAGCUACUCAGGAAACCUUGAGAAGCAUCUGGGGUGUUAACUGGGAUAAGUCUGAAAUUAACCCUUCUGUACCCGAACUGGGGAGAGAAUUGGAAAUUACACUUUCUCUCAAAGUAUAUAUACUUUCUUCUGAACUCAUCAGAAGCUGAAUCAGGAGGCCGUGGCAUUGAGAAGUAUGGACUGUGGGCAGCAGUUACCUACCUGUGGGCACUGGGGUGGCAGGACAGAAACUGCCUGCCCAGGGAGACACACCCUCCCUCUGUUCAGAGCUGGCACCAGUGAGGCAGCUCCUGGAGGGAACACAUCCCAGCCGACCGGCUCGCCCCGCUGUGGCCAGAGGGCCUGCCGCCUGCACCCCUCCUCCUGUCUUGCUCCUGUCCUUCUGCCCUGGAGGCUCCUGGAAGAGCACCUUUCUUUUCCUGUGGCGCCUUUGGGCUAAGAUACCCUUUUAGCUUCUGCAGAGAAGACCAUGGUUUAUUUUAUUCUAUGUUUUAAAGAGUAAACAGGAAAUAAGUAAAAGUAGUUCUGGGAUAAAGUCGGUCAUCCUCUCCUCAUAUGUCAGCUUAUAGCUGUCUUGCAGGGAACGCAAGUUUUCAGGGCUUUGCAGGACUUCCUGAAGGCACUCACAGUCUGGGCCACCGAUUCUCAAAUAUAGGCAGUGAUUUGGGGAUCUUGGAGCUCUCCUUAGACUGGAGAGUCUUGACGUGGCAAUAGCUGGGGGGAUCUUCAACUUGUUUUUUCAGUCGAAGUGGGACUCAUUUCUGGAAUGGCCUUAACAGGCUGUGUCCAGCACGCCCGUUGGGUGUCUUGCCACCCUUGAUAUUCUUAGUUCAGUGCUCCCAGUACUGUUACUUUUUUCUGUAAAGUCACUUUCUUCCUGGUGGCCGUUGUCACUGCGACAUCAGUGAGGUUGGGGAAUGGGGGCCAUUCUCAGGAUUACGGCACAGACUCAGUGUCUGUGGGUGAGGACCCCUGCUGCAGAGGGUGCCGCUCUACCCGGUGAAGGAGCCUAAGCGUCGAUCAUGUUUCUCACAUUCCAUGUCACGGAACGUCUUAGGCACAAGAAGGAGGUGGAUUUACCCCUUGUAUACAGAGGUUCAUGUAAAGUCGUUGAACUUGUGAAAGUCUAUUUUUUCCCCCCGUAAAUCUAUUUUUCACAGAAUAUAAGAAACGUCAAUGACCAAAUCUGUCCUUCCUCCCUUUCCCCUUCACCUAAGAUCCUCAUUCCAGUUUGUAUUGUCUUUAUGUCCAAAGUAAACUAGGUGACUUAUUUGUAUAAAAUGUUAUUUUGCCACAAGAGACAGUAAUAAAAGAAAGAUUUUCACAGUA
Odocoileus virginianus texanus is the source of this 4163-nucleotide messenger RNA. RefSeq names its product unc-119 lipid binding chaperone B (gene UNC119B). Gene Ontology annotation, molecular function: lipid binding. Gene Ontology annotation, cellular component: cilium. NCBI's taxonomy places the organism in Eukaryota, Metazoa, Chordata, Mammalia, Artiodactyla, Cervidae. Gene Ontology annotation, biological process: cilium assembly; nervous system development; lipoprotein transport. The record is from RefSeq and is a predicted model, not a curated record.